Brassica napus (rape) is the source of this 504-nucleotide messenger RNA. Its product is annotated as protein FAM133-like. Lineage: Eukaryota; Viridiplantae; Streptophyta; Magnoliopsida; Brassicales; Brassicaceae. The record is from RefSeq and is a predicted model, not a curated record. Bases 1 to 504 code for a protein of 167 amino acids. The transcript has a single exon.
AUGUUGAUGAACAAAAGCACCUCCGCCGCCGGUAAAUAUUCAAAUCCACCACCAUUGAAUCUCGUAGACUACUCUGAUGAUGAGGAGAAAACGACGCCACAACAGAGUCAGAUGUCUCAACCCCUAUCCGAAGAUCUUCAUACCGCAGCCGAACAACUGGAUUCUGAGUCAGAUGCUAAGUCAGAACCAGUGAGAUUAACAAGGAAGAAGAAGAACGUGAAGGAGGGAAGGAGUAAAGAAACCUCUGAGACGAUUCCACAGGGAGCUGAUACAACUAAGGCCUCCAAAGAGAAUCGAGGAAAAGCAAUCAAAGUCUCCUCAGGUGAAUCUGAGGAAGAAGAUGACUCAGAGAACACUGACUCAGAAGAAGCUGAGGAAGUUGAUGCUGAGAACAUGGAACCACCAGUCAGUGUUAAGGAGAAAGAGAAAAAGAGGAAAGCUCCAUCAUCAGCAACCCAGAGCAAUCCUGUGAGAAAAUCAACCAGGAAAACCUCUGCCUCAUGA